GGGCGGGGCUUGGCGCUGACGCUCCUCCCUCGUGACCCUCGCAGGGAGCCGGGUCUAGCAGGGACCGGAAGUGGGAGCCUCUGUCAGUGGUCUCUAGCGGGGAGAAGCUCGGACUGACUCGCAGCCACUCCCACGCGUGCUCGGGCUGCCCCGCGAUGGGUUCGAGAGGAGCCCUGUUGUGGAGGCCGCUGCUGCUCGCGCUCCUGCCGGGGCUCUGCCUGGGUCAGGGCCACUUCUUCCCCGCCGACAGCGGAGGAGGCGGCGGCGGCCCGGGCUCAGUGACGCCAGCACUGGACCUCGGCGGCCGCCGCCCGGUCCUGCUGUCCGAGCAGCAGGUGCUGGAGGCGCAGGACUUGUCCCUGUCGCUGCUGCAGGGCCGGGGGCUGGGCCCGCUGUCUCUGUCCCUGCCCCCUGAUCUGCCCGAGCUGGAGCCCGAGUGCCGGGAGCUGCUGCUGGACUUCGCCAACAGCAGCGCGGAGCUGACGGAAUGCCUGGUGCGCAGCGCCCGGCCGGUGCGCCUCUGCCAGAACUGCUUCCCGCUCUUCCAGCAGGUCACCGGCAAGAUGGACAACAUCAGCCGAGCCGUCGGGAAUAUGUCAGAGAGUCAUAAUUGUGCCAAAAAUCUCUUGAUGUCGGACAGGAUGCAAAUUGUAGUGAUUCUAUCUGAAUUUUUUAAUACCACAUGGGAGGAAGCAAAUUGUGCAAAUUGUUUAACAAAUAACAAUGAAGAACUAUCAAACAGCACAAUUAAGUUCCUUGAUCUGUUCAAUCAGACUUUGACAUGCUUUGAGCAUAAUCUUCAGGGAGAUUUGACCAAUAUUCUCCAGCAAAGAAAUUACACAGAAGUGUGCAAAAACUGCAAGGAAAUGUACAAAACCCUGAAUGUGUUUUAUAGUGAGAUGCAAAAAAAGAAUCAACGUGAGAAUAAUGCUGAACCUGGAACACAUCUAUGCAUCGAUGUGGAAGAUGCAAUGAACAUUACUCGAAAACUUUGGAGUCGAACUUUCAACUGUUCAGUUCCCUGCAGUGAUACAGUUCCUGUAAUUGCUGUUUCAGUGUUUAUUCUCUUUUUACCAGUAGUUUUCUAUCUUAGUAGCUUUCUUCACUCAGAGCAAAAGAAAAGAAAACUCAUUCUGCCUAAGCGUCUUAAAUCCAGUACUAGCUUCGUAAGCAUUCAAGAAAAUUCAAACUAAAGCCAGAAAAAAGGUGAACUGAAAUUAUAUCCCAUGAAUAAAUGGUUGAGGAAGCAAACUACGCAGAGAGAAGACAACGAGUUCAUCUACGUUUUAACCAACAGUUCUAUUACUGAUUGCUAAAUGACUUAGGUUAAAGUCUUCAUAUAGGUCAGAUUCUUGACUGUGGGGCUAUAAGCUCAUUUUCAAAUGAGACUAAACUCUUCCCAUAAUUUUUUGGUACUUAUUUUGGGGCCCCUUUUUGGGUUAAGAUUUUUGUAGUUGCCAUGUGUAGCAAUAGCUGUCUAUCUUACGAUGCUUUUGUACAGUAACAAAAAACAGUAGGAGUAUUUGUUUAAAGGCAUAUCAAUCGUAUUUAACCCUUUGUAGAGUAAAUAUCUCAAAUAUGAAAACAAGCAAUUUUGAAAUUUAGAUAUUUGGCUUAUAAUUAGCAAAUCCUUUAUUUGUUGAUCUUAAUGAUUUGCAUCCAAGAUUUAGAGAAGGAAAUAUACUCCCUUUUAAUACAAGGGAUAAGAAUUCCUUUAGUUAAACAACAUUAAGCACGUCACUGAGAGGAAUGAAUGUGCCAGCCAUUUCAUAUUUGCUGUAAGUGGACUUCAGCAAAAGCUGUAAUUAUCCUCCACUGUAGUACUGCUCAAUAUUUACUAAGAUAUAAUAAUCUCUUGGACAUCUGCAUACAGUAUUUAACUAAAAUUUCUACUUUUACUAAAGUAAUUUUUGAAACUACUUUAAACCUUUCCAAUAAUUUAUAAAACAAGAUCCUUAGUAUAUAAAUCUAGGAAAAGAUUUAUAGUAAUUGCCUUGUUCUUACAUACCUUUUAAAAACAGUAUUUAAAAUGUUUUUGUCUUUAUUUUAAAACAAAUUGGUAUUGCUUAACUACUGUAACUUAAGUUGUAAUAAUUCAGGGCAAAAAGAUGUUCUUUGCAAACAAAGGAGCUACAUUUUAAUCAAAUUUUACUGCUUGGCACCUUAUUGUUUUAUUAGAAAAUUAAAUCAAAUGCAACCAUAAUUAUAUCAUUCUAAAAAUGUAGCUCUACAUCGAAUUUUUGUGUUAGGCUACUGGAUCAGUGUGUGUGGGGGUUGUUGGAGUGCAGAGGGAGUAAGACAAGGGAAGGCCAAACCACUUUAGGUAACAGAAAAAUAAGUGACUCAAAAGGAAUAUUUAAUUUAUUCUAACAUUAUUAAACUACUAAUGGUUGAUGGCACUAACAUAAAUGGCUCGAACAAGUAGUGUAUUAAUGUAAUGCUUUAAUUUUCAUAAUUCUGUGAAAUGUAUAUGAUGUGGUUGAAAUGAGGAUAGAAAUUUUGCCAAGCUUUCUUUUAAAAGUCAAUCCUAUUUUCUAAUGUUCAGUUUAACUUAAAAAAUAGCUUAGUGUCAGUAUUUGGCAGCUGUUCUCAGGUUUUUAGAGUUAGAGUUCUUUAUUAAUGCUUUUUUUAAAAUUUUGCUAUGUUUGACUUAAGAGAAUAUGAAAAUAAUUGUUCUUUGCAGAAAUUCACUUUUGGUAAGAGACUUCAUUUCCAUGUGUAAGUUAUAAGUAUAGUAUAUGAGAGAAGGCUGAUUCUUGGCUAUUUAACAGAAAACAAGUUUUUGUUCUUUCUUGGGCUCCAUUCCUAAACUUUCUGGAUUUGUUCAGCUGCCACCUUCUAUGCUGUUCCUAAUAGCAUUAUCUUGAUUUGAAAAAUCAUAUGAUUGAGUGCUGUUGAAAGCAAUCUUUUAUUAAUGCUAAUAAACCAUUUUCCAUGUCCAAAGUUAGAGAAUGACAGCUUUGAUACUCUAAGUAGUGGCUUCCUGGCUAAGUAGUUAUGAAAGUCAUUACUUUUGGAUAUGGUCAAUAAGCACUUUAAAAAUGAAAGGGCAGCCUUCAUUUUUCUUCUGACUGCUUCACAUGACUUUAGAAAUGGCAGUUGCAACAAACUUCUGAAAUAAUCCUGUUUAAAUAUUUAAUUGUUGUAUAAUCAUUGCAUAGUUCUACAUUCUGGGAAACAUAACAUACAUAUAUGUUCCUAAAGUGUAUUGUGUUAACACGAUAGGUUUUAAAAUAAAUUACCUAAAGGAAAUUUCAAUACUGCUUUUGAUUUUUUUUUUAAAAUACCACUGUUUUCAGGUUGUAAUUUCACAUUGCACUUUAUUGAGUUUUCAGAGCCUUCUUUUGAAUAUUAGGUAUUUGUAUUUCAACUGAAAAGAUAUUUACAUUUUUGGGUAACAUUUUAAUUUAAAAAUAAAAAUUAUAUGUGAAAUUGUGAAAUAUUGUGUAAUAUUACUGUAGUUAAAUUGGAUCAUUUUUACCUUCAGUUAAAUAACUGUUAUUUCUAAUAGGACCAAUAUUUUUGUAAUAGCAUACAGGGAGUUUACAUUUUCCGCCACACUUCCUUCUUAAAAUUACAUGAAAGAAUGUUGGUUUUGUAAACAGAGGUCCUGGGUUCAAAUCCUAGCUCUGCCAAAUACCAAAUACUACCUGUGUGACCUUAGACAAAUCACUUAAUGUCUCUGGGGCUUCAGUUUUCUUAUUUAUGUACAAUGAGAGAGUUUGACUAGAUCACCCCAGAGGUCCCUUCUAAUUCUGUGAUCCUUUAAUCCAUUUUCCCUGAGGAAUGAUAUUAAAAUUGGUAGUGGUAAAAUUGGUAGUUCUGUUCCAGGCCAAGGAUCAUAUUUGAUGAACACUAUGGCAGAGAAUCAAAGAUACAAUAACAUCAAGUAUCUGUAAUAAAAAAUUAAAAUUGUGCCCCAAGUCAUAGAAUUUAAGAAUUGGAAUGAACUUUAGAGAUCAGUUGAUCCAACCCCCUCCUUUUACAGAUGAAAAUAUUAGGCCCGGAGGGUUAGAGAGACUUGCCUAAGGGCACACAGUCCAUUGCUCACUAUUCCACACUGCCAGUCAUAUGUAUGUUUUAAAAAAACAGAUAUACAUUGAUUAAUCAAGGAACUUCAAUAUUACUAUGAAUUAUAUGUAAACCAUAUUAGAAAAGACAAUUAUGCUGUAUCAUAAAUGUGAUUUACCUAAAAUGAGUAUGCUAGCUUUAAUAAAUAUGUUUAACGAAUUUC
Trichosurus vulpecula (common brushtail) is the source of this 4234-nucleotide messenger RNA. It is a transcript of the gene OSTM1, whose product is annotated as osteoclastogenesis associated transmembrane protein 1. Gene Ontology annotation, cellular component: cytosol. The transcript has 6 exons. The record is from RefSeq and is a predicted model, not a curated record. NCBI's taxonomy places the organism in Eukaryota, Metazoa, Chordata, Mammalia, Diprotodontia, Phalangeridae. The coding region runs from base 156 to 1193 and encodes 345 amino acids.